Molecule: messenger RNA, 2252 nt
Organism: Wasmannia auropunctata (little fire ant)
Lineage: Eukaryota; Metazoa; Arthropoda; Insecta; Hymenoptera; Formicidae
Product: venom acid phosphatase Acph-1-like
Exons: 6
Coding region: 898-2118 (406 amino acids)
Biological process (GO): dephosphorylation
Molecular function (GO): phosphatase activity
Source: RefSeq, a predicted model, not a curated record
UUAUAAUCGUAAAAAAUGCUUUAACGUUCUAACAAUUAAAGAUAAUGUUAGAAUAAAAUAUCUUCUUUCAAAUUACCGUGGAACAGAACAAUUUCCAAAACAUACCAUAUAGAGCGAUAUUGGAGAUAAUACGCGUAACUUUUAUUUUAAAUUCUCAUGUAUGUGUAUAGUACUUACACCACCAAAGAUAACAUCAGUGUUGUUAUAUAAAUAAAAAAUAUUUUCAUUUAUAAAUAAAUAAAUAUAUAUACGACUUUAAAUUUGAAUCGAUUGAAGGGAUAAUAUCGUUAUAUUUGCGAACGGAAGAGAUCUUUGUUACGUGAUUUAGUUUCUUUAUUAAUGAUGUAUUUUAUUUAACAAUUAUUGUAUAUCGACCACGACAUGAUCCACGUUUCAUCUUACUGUAUUUUAAGACUUUUUGUGAGCAUUAUUUUUUAUAUUCACCACAUAGCGUAACCAACAUAAAAUAUACACUCGGAUUUAUUCAUACUUUGAUUGACUCCCGCAUUGAAUUUGUGAUAUAUUUUGAUGAAGACAUACUAUGUGUGAUGAUGACUCGAGGAGAAGUCGUAAUCGAGGAAUUUUUGAUACUUUAUUUUUUAAAUUUGUAUGUAAAAUCUCAUUACUAUUAAAGAGAUAAUUUGCGCCUCAAUAACAACGCUUGAUUCUCAUUUGCCCAUUUUUGUUUAUCAAAUAUAUAUAUACAUUUGUCAAUAUAACGGCAUUUUGAAAGUUGCUCCGUACGUUCCACAGUAGGUACUGCAUAGUAUAUCUAGAUGAAUUAAUAUAAAAAUUCUUAGAUAUUUCCGAUUCUUGAACAUGUUCUGUUUAUUAAUAUUUAUAUAUACUAGCAGGUCAAUCUAAUGGCAUUACAUUUUCAGAUUAGCUACUAGCAACAUGGUCUCGUGUCGUAUUUUCAAUAAUUUUCUAUUGUCAAUUGCUAUUAUUAGUUUAAACACAAUUCUAAUCGCAUCUAUGCCCUCUGAGCUUAAAUUAGUUAAUGUGAUAUUCAGACAUGGCGAUCGUACACCCGAUAACAACGGUCGUGAAAUGUUUCCGAACGAUCCGUAUAUAAAUUAUUCCUUCUAUCCCACAGGCCUCGGGCAAUUGACCAUAGAGGGCAAGAAACACGAAUAUAGAUUGGGAAAAUUUCUGCGCUCCAGAUACAAUGACUUUCUCGGUAGUUUGUAUACGCCAAAACUUGUCGUAGCUCGUAGUUCAGAUUUUGAGAGAACAAAAAUGUCUCUGCAACUUGUUCUCGCCAGUUUGUUCCCACCGAGAAAUGUACAACGAUGGAAUCCUCUUUUAAACUGGCAACCAAUCCCGACAUCGUACACACCACGUAUCGACGACAAUAUUAUCCUAGCCGACGAGUGUCCGCAGUACAUCGAGGAGUACAAUCGAAUAUUGAGCUCGUCCGAAGGACAAGAAAAGAUUAGUCAGUUCAAAGACUUGAUGGGUAACUUGACGAAGCUAACUGGCAAGAAAAUAAAAACAGUAGAAGAGCUUUACUUCCUUUAUCAAACUUUUAUAGCUGAGUCUUCUUUGGGAUUGCCUCUUCCCGAAUGGGCAUACGACUAUUUUCCUUAUGGACCACUGUUCGAUGGAAUUGUGGCUUCAUACAAUAUUUCUAACUUCACUCCAUUAAUAAGAAGGCUAAAUGCUGGUCCAAUGAUUCGUACCAUGACGGACAAUAUGAUAGCUGCACAAAAUCCAACUGCUGCGCCAAACACGAAGAUUUAUUUAUACAGUGGACACGAGACCAACAUUGCAGGUAUGUUGCACGCGUUUGGUGUAUACAAGCCGCAUGUACCAGAGUAUUCGAGUGCAAUUAUCAUGGAAUUGCAACAGAUUGACCAAGAAUAUUAUGUAAAGCUCGUGUAUUAUCGAGGCAUCCCGCCAACUAUCAAAGAGCUUAAAAUCCCAGGUUGCGACGUACUAUGUCCCUUCGAUAAAUAUUUGGAGCUAAUUGAAGAUUUGAUCCCGUCCGACGAGGAGAUGAUUUGCGACAAGAGACAAACUCCGGAUUUUGCCGGUACGGAAUACCCCGCCGGCUUGCAGAAUAUUCUGGAGAAUUUAAUUAAGAGAUCAGCAAUCGAGAAGAGCAUUCAGCGAUAAAGCGUGUGUUAUACUAAUUGUCUUAUAGAAAAUUAUGUGCACUUUGUCAUCAGUGCAACAAGAUUUUUUUCCACUAAAUCAUUCUUUUUCAUUAUUUAUUUAUUCAAUUGCCAUUAAAUAUAGAUAUUGAAAGA